Messenger RNA from Vitrella brassicaformis, 4455 nucleotides. The record is from the annotation of a GenBank genome assembly. Lineage: Eukaryota; Vitrellaceae.
UCGAUCCAUGCAUAAAAGGCACUCGGCAGGACAAUUCGAUGUCUCAGUCUCACAUUCUCUAUCGAUGCGAACGAUAGGAUACAAACACGUGGACGCAACGGACUGCCUGUCCCUCCCUCCCUCCCUCCCUCCCUCCCUCCCGCUGUCAGUCACUUUGCGUGGAGUGCUCUUGAUCCCGACCAGUCUGCCGGCGGCGCCAGCCUGUGUUCCUGCUCCUCUUGCGUACCUUGUGACUUCUGCGCACACAACAUGCAUCCAUCCAUCCAUCCAUCCGCACACACAUCAUUUCAGCCGCAGACAUACAGCCAGACAGACAGAAAGACGGGCAAUCGAUUGUUCCCUUCCUGGUCAGUCAGCUCACCAUGUAGAGGGCUAAUGCCUCGCUUGGGCCGUCACCUGCGCGAUAGGCCGACCACACAUACAUACACAGACACGACAGCAAUGCCACAGGCGCUGUGUCUGUGUGUCUCUCUGUCUGUCUGUCUGUCUGAUCACUCAAUCACUCACCGGGCAUGAGUGCGAGGCAUUUUUGCAGCAUUUCGAGGGCUCUGGUCCACUCGCCCUCGAUGUAGAAGGCGAAGGCCUGCCGCCAUGUGGACUGGAACUCGAGGGAUAUGCCUUUCUGCAGAUUCACUAUAUCCUGGUCCUGCAAGUGCAUGGAUACAUAUACAUGCAGGCAAGUGGGCAACGUUUGUACGUAUCUGCCCGUUGAUUGAGUGCCUAUUGUACGCUCUUGUCACUAAGGCAGGUUGACUGACCAUGAGGAACAUCCAGUCGACGCCCUUGGCCGCGAGUGUCUCCAUUGUCAUUUCGUUGGGGGGGAUCAUCUGACCCACCAUGUGACCCUCGGGUGUGGCGAAUACUGACAUAGCACAAACACACAUGCGGAUGGUGAGACCAUCUGUCGUUUUCGAUCCUCACUUUUCUUGUUGACAUCGAAGCAGAAGAUGCCGACGGGUGUCUUGGUGCCCUUGAGCAUCACGACAUCCAGCUGCCGGCACCUGUCACGGGCCUUGGGAGACAAAGUCUGGUACAUGUGCUGACAAGAAACGAAAAGCGGGGAAGCGAGCUGCUGCGAGUCCUUUAUCCAUCUCGGAUCGGUCUAGCUGGCCACACAUGCGUACCUGUGACAUGAGCAGGUCCACUCCGUAUUGUUUCGUGGCGCUCUGCAGCCUGGCAGCGAUGUUGACGUGCAGAGACAGAUAGGACGCGUCGAUCUUAUACUCACUGCCAAUCGCACCUGAAUUGCGGCACACACAAGACCGACCAGACUUUCCAGCUUCGGGUGCAAGCGCUGCGUGACGUGGCUGGUUAGUUACUCACCCUCGAUAGACCAUCCGCAGUGCAGUCCGAAGCCGAUAUGGACGGCAUAGUUGAGGCCAAACUUGGGGAUAAUUUUCGGGUGCUUGGCAUAUGCGGACAAAUCAGACGCACGACGAAUCUCAGCUGCAUCAAUUAAUGACAGCACACACAUCUUCUGUCCACGUGUGCGUCAAUCACCGCUCGUACGUGCCGACCGAUGAUUUUAAUAAAAGAGACGAGGGCCCUGUCGGCGAGUUCGGUCAUUCUCUCGCUGACGUCCUUCUCCUCCAGGAAUUUGCUUCUGGUGCGCGUCAGCCCGAGCUCAUCAUCACUAGGGUGGCCCUCGGGUGUCCGUGUUUGCGGGGCCACAUCAACCAAUGGGGUCUUGACAGGAGUGCCCUGGCGGGACUCUGACACACCGAUGAGCUUCUUCUGGUCCUCUGUCUCGAGAAGCAGCCACACGAGCAGGAAGGCGUCGCCGAUGUUCUUGUUUGCCGCCCCGCCCCACUCGUGCACACACGUGUGGACAAUCCGCGCAAUCUUGUUGACAAACACCAUCACCUAAUCCACGCACACACAUACGCAUAUGGGCUUAGUGAUGCGUGAUGUGCACGUGGAUGCACCUCUUCGAGGAGACAUUCAGUGAUGUCUUGGAAGUCCUGGAUCUCGGCAAAGCCAUAAAUGGCUAUCACCUUUCGCCCAGGGAUCAUGUAGUCGAUGUCUCCCGACUCAUUCGACAUGUUCUUCCCGAUUAUCGGGGCCCCCGCCUCACCAAAACCCACCUGACGACGCGUAGAGGAGUUGACAAGCUUUGAAACAAAAAGCGAAGGACAGUGCAAUCUCCACGCAGCCACCUGCAAAAGCCCUCCAAUUUUAAGUAUGGUGUUUUCAAGCAUGCUCGUCUCGAGUUGGUUUGAGCCCUUUUUUCUGUUCAUGGCGGCGAAUUCCUCGUAGUCCUCAUCGACCACUUCCGGCUUGUUGAGUGGGUCGUCGGCAAGCUGUUUGACGAUGUUGACCAUCUUCUCGAUUGGCUCGAUCACCUACUCCACACACGCACAUACACACGCACACGAGUUCGUGGACAGUGCGAGCCGUGUUGAUAUGUGUGAUGCAUGUCUGUCUCACGAGUGUCUGUGUGUCUUUGCUGAACGUCAUAGCCCCGGCCCCCAGCAAGAAGACGAUGAAGAUGGUCGUCAGCAUCGACAUGCCCGCCGACUGCACACUGUAGUCCCUGGUCGAUCGAUUGCAUGCGAAACGGAGGAAGGCAGAUAGAGGAAGUAUCCCUCAUCCUUCCUCACUUUUUGAGAAAUUUGGCGGCAACAUUGAUUUCUCGGCAUGCAUUGCUGCUCAGGCAUUCCUCGGGCGUGAAAACCACUAACUCAACCUGCAGACAUAGACUGUCUCCUUUCUGUAAGCGUAUAUCUCUCCCUCCCUCCCUGCCUCUGUCUGUCUGUCUGUCUGUCUGUUUUUACCUCACUCUCUCUCCACUUGCAUUCAUCUCGUGUUUGGAAGGAGUCGCAUUUGACGUCGGCUUCCCAUGUCCCCUGCGGGGACUCAACGCGCCGGAUGUCGUGAAUGCGGCCGCCCUCCUCGAAAUCCGGGAUGCGCAGCCACAGGAGAGGCUUGGCCAGGUCCCCAGUUGAGCUCUCUUUCUCCCCCUGCGUCUUCGAACUCGUCGCGUACGCAUACACCAUGUACCUCCAUCCCUCGGUCGUCAACCACGCUGUAUGCGUACAUCCAUGCGUGCAAAGGAAAUCCAUAUCAUUCCAUGGCAUCUGUAAUACAUGUGUGUACCGUUCGAGUCGUUGCUAGAGUGUGGGAGCCCGUAUUUGCACGCGAAGUCGGCAUUUGGAGUGUUGCAGAAGCUGCUGCCGUAGUAGAAGAGCUGUUGCAGGCCGUGGUAUCCACUGUUGUCGCUCUCCUCAUAAGACAAGCUGAAUGCAUCCAUCCACCCACCCACAACAGAAGCCCUGUCACGUCACGUCCAUAUCUGAGGUGACAGAGGGCUGACUGACUUGGGCAGCACAAACAGCACGCACAGCACCCCAAUGAUGACUCGCCGAGUGGUCUGCUCCGACAGAAUCUUCCCUAAACGGCUGGCCUCCACCCGUCUUUGUGCGUCGUGUGCAUUCUAAUCACAGUACAUACAAUCCGCGUCAGUGUAUGUGAUCAGGGAUCGAUCGAUCUUACUCACUUUGGUUCUCUGUCUCUCCUCUUCCUCGAGUCUCUUGAGCUCUUUCUCUUCCUCAGUCAGCUCGGCCUCCCUGCACCCACCCAUCCAUCCACGCAUCACGUAACGGAACAGAGAGACGCACUUCUGAGAAGGACACCUUGUGUCGUCCGCCUUGUGUUGCCCCUGGCCGACCUCGAGCAGCAUUUGGUGACGUUGACGACUCGCACGAGCCGCACCAGACGGACCAGACGCACAAUGCGGCCUGCGCGAGUGCCUGACCGAUCAAGACAUGCAUGUACGUGGAAUACCAUAAUAUCGAUGACAAUGACAUAUGGCAUAUCUCCAUCCAUCCAUACCAGCUCUGGAUGCGCGUCCUGCCCUAGCGGCGGUUGCGUUGACCGAAGAUGUGGAGGUGUCGAUGCCAAGCAGGAAGUUGACCGGGUCGAUGAAGUACUUGAUGUCCGGUACGAGCGAGAGGGUGGCCACGAGGUCCAGCCAGAAGAAGAAGGACCACUUGUAGCCCUCCUGGAUGAUCGAGUUGAUCGUCAGCUCCGUGGCGAAGCAAAGGAGCGAAAAGAUGAACAGGGCGUAGAAGUAGUGGUCGGCUGACUUGGGGAAGCUGUACAGCCGCAUGUCCUCCCCAAACAAGGCAAACACAGUCGUCAGCGUCAUGAUGGUCUGCACAUACUUGCCCUCCAUUAUGGCAAUAGACUUCUCCAGAAUGCCCUUGGGCGCAUCUUCCGCCGGUUGUGGAGGAUGGGCGUGUCCAGCUGACAUGACGGAUGCCUUGCCGGGAGAGCUGGGAGGUGUGCUUGUCGCCUUGGGCUGCUUCUUUCCACCCAUGGGAACCACAUCAAAAUGCAUUUCCUCGUCGGCAGCCAACAGCGGGUCUUUCUUCCGAGAGAACAGAGACGUGAACUUCUUCAUGAUAAUGCCUUCUCCUGGUCCUUCGCGCGAUGACGAAGGGGACCACUUUCGUG